AUGGCCCUCUAUUCUAUAAUAGGAAAUACGGUCUAUAUAAUUACAAAAAAUUUUUUUAAGUUUUAUUUCCAACGCCAUUGUAUUCUUGCCAAUUUUCUUUCUUCUCACUCGGCGGAUAUUAAAUUUGCCUUUUUUAUGGAUGCAGAUAUUGGUGUCAUUAAUCCAAAUCAUUCACUAGAAGAAUUUUUGGAAGGAAAAAAAGAUUUUGAUUUAAUUUUUUAUGAAAGGAUAUUUAAUGGGGAAAUUAUGGCUGGAAGCUACAUUUUAAAAAAUACUCAAUUUACUAGAGAAUUCCUUUAUUAUUGGGCUGAUUAUUAUUUUAAAGUGCCACAUAGUUUUCAUGGAACCGACAAUGGAGCAAUACAUGUAUGUAUGUUUAUUAAAAUUUAUUUUCAGUAAAUUUUGAUUAGAGUUCGAUAUUAGGGACGGGGAUUGUCUACAGAGAACUGCACGGAGGAAGAACGAGGGUGGGGAAGCUCAGGGGAGACCUCCAACAUCUGAGGAAUUCCAUUCAUCGAAGUAGUAAAUUCCAUCUUUAGC
Meloidogyne enterolobii is the source of this 540-nucleotide messenger RNA. NCBI's taxonomy places the organism in Eukaryota, Metazoa, Nematoda, Chromadorea, Rhabditida, Meloidogynidae. The record is from the annotation of a GenBank genome assembly.